Molecule: messenger RNA, 273 nt
Organism: Umbelopsis ramanniana AG
Lineage: Eukaryota; Fungi; Mucoromycota; Umbelopsidomycetes; Umbelopsidales; Umbelopsidaceae
Exons: 3
Coding region: 31-240 (69 amino acids)
Cellular component (GO): membrane
Source: RefSeq, a predicted model, not a curated record
CUCACCUAUUUUAGAUCUCUCUUAUACACUAUGGCUAUUGCUUGCGCUGUCGUUAUCGAAACCCUUCUCGCUUUCAUCCUUCCCCCCGUCGCUGUCUUCCUCGUCCGAGGUUGUGGAUGCUCACUCGUCAUCAACAUUCUUCUCACUCUUCUGGGUUGGUUGCCUGGUGUUAUCCACGCACUUUUGGUUACUUGCGGUCCUCGACCAGGUGAUCUUACACCCCGCCGUCGCAGAUACUAAAUUAUAACAAAAAGUAACAGCCCGUACACUUGG